AGAAUAGAGUUGCUGAACACUGAUAACCCUAAAGGAAUGCUUUAAAGAUGGCAUAUUACGAACACAUCGUCUUUGAUGAUGAUUUAUCAUCUGACAACAGCUCGGAGUUCGGUUCGGGGGACAUUGGAGCCAACUUUGAGGUCCCUUGCGACGUGGAGGUCAGUCACGAAUUCCAGAGGAUCUUUCUUCCCACCGUGUAUGGAAUCAUAUUCGUUUUGGGCUUUAUCGGCAAUGGAUUGGUGGUUCUGGUGAUGGGCUGCCAGAGAAAAUCCAGAACCAUGACAGACAAGUACCGUCUGCACCUUUCCGUGGCGGACCUCCUGUUCGUGCUCACCCUGCCCUUCUGGGCCGUGGACGCGGCCAAAGACUGGUACUUCGGUGGUUUCAUGUGCGUGGCCGUGCACAUGAUCUACACGGUGAAUUUAUACAGCAGCGUCCUCAUCCUCGCCUUCAUCAGUCUGGACCGGUACCUCGCCGUGGUGCGCGCCACGAACAGCCAAGGACCAAGGAAACUUCUGGCCAAUCGCAUCAUCUACGUGGGAGUGUGGCUACCCGCUGCGCUCCUCACCGUCCCGGACCUGGUGUUCGCCAAGGCGGAGAGCAGCUCUAUCCGCACCUUCUGCGAGCGCAUUUACCCUCAGGACUCCUUCAUAACCUGGGUGGUCACGUUCCGCUUCCAGCACAUCUUGGUGGGCUUCGUGCUCCCCGGGCUCGUGAUUCUCAUCUGCUACUGCAUCAUCAUCUCCAAGCUGUCGCGCGGCUCCAAGGGCACGCAGAAGCGCAAGGCGCUCAAGACCACCGUGGUUCUGAUCGUGUGCUUUUUCGUCUGCUGGUUGCCUUAUUGCGGGGGGAUCCUGUUGGAUACGCUGAUGAUGCUGGAGGUGAUUCCUCACAGCUGCGAUCUAGAGCAGGGUCUGCAGAAGUGGAUCUUUGUGACGGAAGCGCUGGCGUACUUUCACUGUUGUCUCAACCCCAUCUUGUACGCCUUUCUCGGGGUGAAGUUCAAGAAAUCCGCCCGCAGUGCUCUCUCCCCCAGCCGGGGCUCCAGUUUGAAAAUUCUGCCAAAGAAGAGAGGAGGAAUGUCAUCUGUAUCCACAGAAUCCGAGUCUUCCAGCUUUCACUCUAGUUAACACGAACACAAGCGCAUACACACCAUGGACAAUGCAUAUGAUGUCGAUAUGAACUUACCAGGUCAUAAAAAUUGUAAAAAUAAUAUAGAAAACAGACUGAGAUUGAUUGAAAUGUUGCUAGAAUGUAAAUAUAGGCUAUGUUUGCAAGUAUGGGUCUCAUACUGCAUUUUGAUUCCAGUGUUACAAAUUCUCUCUUCAUAGUAAGAUGUGAAAUUUGUGUGCAAAACAUUUGCUGUACAUACUGUAUCAUUUAUGUAAAUACUUUUUAACUGGUUACUUUUUGCACUUAUGUAGACUAUUGCAUUUAUUUAUUGCAUGAUAAACCAGUUACAGAUUGAAUUUGUAUCAUUUUGUGGUCAAUUUCAGUUCAAAAGAGCUGAUUUGACUAUUCAAAAUAUUUGCAAUAAUAAUUUUUUUGAGAAGAUUGGAAGUUGUACGUAUUCUUUGAUCACUCCUUUCAAAUGCAUUUGAUUUUCAAAACUGUUCACAUCUCUUAAGAAAAAUUAUGUUAAAAACAGUUACUCAAAAAUAGUAAUCCAUUACAAAUUCCUUAAAUAAAAUGGUAAUCAAGUUACUUUACUGAUGACUUUGUUGAAAAUGUAAUCAAAUUACUACGUACUUUAAUUCUAAGUUACUUUCGAAAACAAUUUUCACAGAUGCUUUUAUUUUUCUGCGCAACAAACUUAAUAUAAUGUCUAUAUUUCCUUCUUGUUUGUCGUUGUUCCUUCAGCUGUCACAGAAACACAAACAGAUGUAUACAUGAACAUAAUUAAUGUUUUAAAUGUUAUGUAUUCUACAUAAAUAAUAUUAUUUUAGAAACGUCUAACCCAAAUAAUGUACUCAAAAGUAUUUACCUUAAUUGAAAGUCAGUAACUGUAAUUUAAAUUGUAAUGUGUUACGUUACUUUUUUUACUUAAAAGUAAAUAGAUUACAUGAACUAAUUACUCUGUAAUCAGAUUACACCCAACACUGGUUAUAAAGCAUGAUAAUGGAGUUUCCCUGCAAUGCCAAGUGUUGGUAAUGUCUUACACUUUCACUCUGCACAGACACGUGUGACAUAGUGGAAAGAACUGAUUCUUUAGAGUAGACACUAAAUUAUUCAAAAUAUUUGUAUAAAAACAAUUCUAGUAUGAAGAGUAAAAAAGGAAUUACAAUACCACACAUUAAAAACCUCACCUGUGACGCAUACACAGUGAGGAUGGGGAUUCCCUGAGGUGUAUAUUUUCUCAGUCUGCAAACAUCCACAGGAUCCCCAACAUGCUGCGGAAUCCAUUCAACCAUGAAUAAACACACGCACAUGAACCUUUCUAAAUGCAAAUAGUGCAGUCUGGCAUUGUCAAGUCUUGUUAUUAUCUAUCAAACAUUCUUUUCAUUAUUACCCUCAUUUGUGUAUUCUGUAAUGUCCUUUUGCCUCAAACGGACUUUGUUUGUUCAGAUGGUGCCAACUGACGUUAUAAACAUACCCUGUAUGAGCCAUAAAACCUUAUUCUGCAUUCAUUCUAAAUUCAUAUGAACAUUUGGAAAUAAAAAUGGCUCAGUUUCAUGUCUCACCAGAGUCUAGGUAAAAACCCACCGUUCAGGUUCGCGGCUCUUGCUUCUACAUUUUCAGUAAAGCAUCAAUCAAUAGACACAAAAUGUGUAAUACCUGGUCAUUUACAUUUCUGUGAAACUGACAGCACUGAAUAUGCUUUAUAAAGACACAUUAACAAAUCUAAGUAGUAAAGUUGGUUAACUUAAGCUGGAAGGUAGAGUUACUAUUUCAUUGUUUGGGGUGAAUGUACUGUGGAUCUAUUCAUGGGUGCUUCUUCAACUUUGGUUACUUUAAUGUCCCAGGAUUUCUAUUAAAACACUUUUGUCUUUUUGUUAGAUGAAGAUGACAUUAUAACUGUCAAUGCCUUCAUCAUGUAUUGUUGAUAAUCAGUGUUGGGUGUAAUCCAAUUACUUUUAGAAAAAGUAAUGUAAUGCAUUACAUUUUAAAUUAUUGUUUUUUCUGUUACAAUUACUGACUUUCAAUUAAUUAAAUUACUUUUAAGUACAUUAUAGGGUUAUGCUUUUUUUCCAACAUAUUAUUUAUGUAGAAUACAUGAAUUAUGGCCCCAUAAUUAAAAAAUU
This is a messenger RNA of Xyrauchen texanus (razorback sucker), 3242 nucleotides long. It is a transcript of the gene cxcr4a, whose product is annotated as chemokine (C-X-C motif) receptor 4a. Lineage: Eukaryota; Metazoa; Chordata; Actinopteri; Cypriniformes; Catostomidae. Gene Ontology annotation, molecular function: chemokine receptor activity. Gene Ontology annotation, biological process: brain development; chemotaxis; immune response. Gene Ontology annotation, cellular component: membrane. The coding region runs from base 48 to 1130 and encodes 360 amino acids. The record is from RefSeq and is a predicted model, not a curated record. The transcript has 2 exons.